AUCACAACGACCCUCAACAGUACGUUCAUACUCCCCGCCUUCGAGAUACCUCACUCGCAACUCGCCACUGAGAAUCUCAUCACAUCGCCAAAAUGGUCAAGACAAGUGUGCUCAACGAUGCGCUCAAAUCCAUCAACAACGCCGAGAAGGCCGGCAAGCGCCAGGUCCUGAUCCGCCCAUCCUCCAAGGUCAUUGUGAAGACUUUGACUGUCAUGCAAAAGCACGGAUACAUUGGUGAAUUUGAGGAAAUCGACGACCACCGCAACGGCAAGAUCGUCGUCCAGCUUCUUGGACGUCUGAACAAGACUGGUGUUAUCAGCCCCCGCUACAACGUACAGCUAGGUGACCUCGAGAAGUGGGUUGUCAAGCUCCUUCCGUCCCGUCAAUUCGGAUACAUCGUCCUCACGACUUCCGCGGGUAUCAUGGACCACGAGGAGGCCAGGAGAAAGCACGUCGCCGGCAAGAUCUUGGCUUUCUUCUACUAGAGUAUCUGUCGCUAGGAAAUGUGAAAAUAUGCUAUGUUGAUAGAGCUGGUUGGAGUGACAGAGUGCCGAACGCGUAUGAACGGCGUUCUCAAAAUCAAAAAGUCUUACACAUCCGAGACAAAC
Molecule: messenger RNA, 608 nt
Organism: Pseudovirgaria hyperparasitica
Lineage: Eukaryota; Fungi; Ascomycota; Dothideomycetes; Acrospermales; Acrospermaceae
Product: ribosomal protein S8
Exons: 3
Coding region: 93-485 (130 amino acids)
Biological process (GO): translation
Cellular component (GO): cytosolic small ribosomal subunit; ribosome
Molecular function (GO): structural constituent of ribosome
Source: RefSeq, a predicted model, not a curated record